Ziziphus jujuba (common jujube) is the source of this 2195-nucleotide messenger RNA. RefSeq names its product polyadenylate-binding protein-interacting protein 9. Gene Ontology annotation, molecular function: RNA binding. The transcript has 10 exons. NCBI's taxonomy places the organism in Eukaryota, Viridiplantae, Streptophyta, Magnoliopsida, Rosales, Rhamnaceae. The record is from RefSeq and is a predicted model, not a curated record. Bases 538 to 1446 code for a protein of 302 amino acids.
UUUUCCUUUUUUCCAUUUCUAACGUUCUCUCUCCCUCUGUCUCUCUCUCCCUCUCUUUCUCUUAAAUACAAUGGACUUUCAGCUCUUCUCUCUCUCUCUCUCUCUCUUCUCUCUCUCUCUUUGAAACCCCAGCAAAAUAAAUUAAAAUAAAAAAUAAAAAUAAAAAACCCAUUAAACAAAAAUUUACAAAGACCCCCAAAAGCUCAAAUUUUUCUUUCUUCCUAACCUUCCACCAUCACCACCACCGCCACCUAUACUCUGAUCGUUCUCUUCCAAAGAACCCAUUUUUUUUGUUUGUAGAAUCAUUCUGUUUCUGGGUUUUUUUCUUUUCUUUUUCUUUUUUUUUGGGUUGGUUUAUCUGAUUUAGGCUCAAAAUCUGCAAGCUUUAAUCCCUCAUUCCGGAGGGAAAAAAAGGGAAUAAAUAAUAAGGAAGAGCUGUCUAAUUUAUAUUAAAUUCAGUUUCAUUUUCGUUCAUAUAUAUAUAUAUAUAUUAUUUGUAGUAGCUCUGUCUUUUUUGGUUGAGUGGGGUUUGAUUCUAUGGCUGCGGUUGCUGAGAUUUCCGGUGAGGCAGCGGCUGCCAAGAACUCGAACUUGGAAUCGAAGACGAUAACGGAAUCGGAAUUCAAUGUGCAGAAGCUGGUUGAUAUGUUCACAAAGCUGAAUCCUUUAGCCAAAGAAUUUUUCCCUUCAUCUUUGUCUCAGCGUCAUCACAACAACCUCAAGAUCAAUCACCAAUUUUCUCCUGACGACUCUCUGCCCUCCAAUAACAAACAGUCGGUCAACGAUAAUUACCCAAACAACAGAAGGAGAAGAAAUAACUAUAGCCAGGGGAGAAGAAGGUUAAAUGGUAGAGCCUUUAGAGCUGAACGAGAAAAUAGCGUUAGGCGUACAGUAUAUGUUUCUGAUAUUGAUCAGCAGGUCACUGAAGAGCGCCUUGCUGCCUUAUUUAGUAGUUGUGGACAAGUUGUUGAUUGCCGAGUUUGUGGUGAUCCACAUUCAGUACUUCGUUUUGCAUUUGUGGAGUUUGCUGAUGAGCAUGGGGCAAGACAAGCUCUAAACCUUGGCGGGACAGUGUUAGGCUACUAUCCAGUUAGGGUCUUACCUUCAAAAACUGCCAUCCUUCCUGUCAAUCCCACAUUCCUCCCUAGGUCGGAUGAUGAACGGGAAAUGUGUUCGAGGACUGUCUAUUGUACAAAUAUUGAUAAAAAGGUUUCUCAAGCUGAAGUCAAGACUUUCUUUGAAACAUCUUGUGGCGAGGUUACUCGUUUGAGGCUUUUAGGGGAUAAUGUGCAUUCAACUCGUAUAGCUUUUGUUGAAUUUGCAAUGGCAGAAAGUGCUAUAAUUGCACUGAAUUGUAGCGGCAUGGUGGUUGGAACCCAACCAAUAAGGGUAAGUCCUUCAAAGACACCAGUUCGUCCACGAGUUACUCGUUCAGCAUUGCACUAAAUUACCAUGAAAGAGUAAUCCAGAAAACUUGGUCCACAUCCCAAUUUAGAGAUACUUCGCUGCGUUUGAAAGGGGUGGUGAAACUUUAGUUUCUUUCAGUAUUUCCAUCUUCUCUGUUGCAACAAUUCUUGUUCUAUGACUGAACAUACCGGGAACCUGCUUCAACUGAAGUUUUUUACAGGAUGGUUUCGAUCUUGAGAAUUUACCUUAUUCAGUCCUCUUUGUUUUGGCAAUGUUCUCUAUUAUCUUUAGAUAAUACUAGUCUCAGUACGGUGGUCAUUGUGGGAAUAUCCUUGGUCAUACUUGUGCAUGUACUCUCAAAAUAGCCCUGUUACCACUUUGGCUACCGAUCAGAUGGUGCAAUUAAUGGUAGCCAGUGCUCUGCCCUCCGCAAAUGUGAAGGGUCUGAAAAUGGAGCAGCAACGAGAAACUUAUGAAUAUUGGGCAAAAGCGGACACAAAUUUGACCAUAGGAUGGAUGUUGCUAUGAAUUUGGGUAAGAUGUCCUAGAAUGGGGGGUCAUUCUCAUGUCUAGUUUUUCUUUUUCUUUUGUCAUCUUGCUUAUGACAGUCGAAACUUGCCAAGUAAAUGUAAGUUAUCACAUAUUGUCUUUUGUCAUAUAGCAGUCUUAUUUAACAUGUUUUUCUAGUUCCUUUGUUAGGCGUGGUUUGGAUGCGAAGCCAUCUAAACGAGUGGAAUUGGAAAACUAGGUUAAAAAAAUUUCACUAAUUCUAGUUUCUUCUUUCUGUA